Molecule: messenger RNA, 7247 nt
Organism: Gopherus flavomarginatus (Mexican gopher tortoise)
Lineage: Eukaryota; Metazoa; Chordata; Testudines; Testudinidae
Product: zinc finger protein 300-like
Exons: 4
Coding region: 1881-3263 (460 amino acids)
Biological process (GO): negative regulation of transcription by RNA polymerase II
Molecular function (GO): DNA-binding transcription repressor activity, RNA polymerase II-specific
Source: RefSeq, a predicted model, not a curated record
UUGAUUUGGCCACGUGUCUCUCCAACAGGGCUACAAAUCUCCCUUCUUGUCACUGACGGGUGUAAAAUCCAGGCAGGUGCCUCCCCUUUCUAAUCACUGACCUGUCUCUAGUCUCCACCUGAGAUUUUACCCCAUUUUCUUUUUAAUUUUUGCAAUGUCAAUUUAAAGUCUUCUCAGACCGUGGGCAGUUUUAACAGGCAAAUCCUUGCUGAUCUUAAACACAAAAAAGAAGCCUAGAAGAAGUGGGAGCUCCAGGUCAGGCAGCCCCAGAUACCGCCUGCUCUCCCGAGCUGCGAGGCACCUGCACACCCUUGCUGUGCACCCCCCCCUCCCCAUUGCCAGGAAGUUUUCCUGCUCCUACCACCCUCAGGUACCCUCUUGAGUUUGAAGCAACUCCCCAAGGGGCUCCCUGCUGUCCAUGUGACUGGCAGUGGUGGAAAAAUAAACUUGUCUGUUUAUUGCAGUGCCUCUCAAACUUUUUUACUGGUGACCCCUUUCAUACAGCAAGCCUCGGAGUUUGACCCUCCUUAUAAAUUAAAAACACUUUUUUGUAUAUUUAACACCAUUAUAAAUGCUGCAGGCGAAGCAGGGUUUAGGGGGGAGGCUGGCAGCUUGUGGACCCCCCCAUGUAAUAACCUCGCAACCCCCUGAGGAGCACUGACACCCCAGUUUGAGAACCCCUGGUUUAUUGAAAUUCUGUAUACAGUGCUGUCAAAUUGUCCCAAUGUUCUCACAUAUUUAAUAUCGAUAUAAAAUCCCUUUAGAUCUUCAUUGUUUUCUAGCAUAUUACCAAAUAUUUCUUUUUUCCCAUUGCCUCCACAAUUCUUGGAGAUUAAUAUAAAUCUCCUGUGUGCAUUGCUGUAGUAGCCAUGGUGGUCCCAGUAUAUUGGAGGUUGUCCCUUUGAUUUAUAUACAAAUGUUUGGUGUUAUUCUCCAUCCUGUUCCUUAUGAAUCCUAAUGUGUUAGCUGUUUUUGGCAGCAGCUGUGCGUUGAGUGGAAUUCUUUUAUUGAGAUUAAUUUUUUUAAUCUCUUGACAGCCCUAAUAUUUAUAGAACCCUUAUCUUAUUGUCUUAUGUCACUUGCUUGGCGUAACUCAUUUUGUGACUUAAUCUUUCUGAUUUUGUCCCCACAUGCUUGUGCUAUUCUUUUGUACUCAACCAUAGCUAUUUAUCUGUGAUUUCUCUUGUUUAGGAUUCCUUUUUAUUUUCUGGUCAUUAAAGAGCUCCUGAUAGAAAGACUAGUAAGCAGGCAAUACUGCUGUCUUUCCUUCACAUUGUGAUAAUUUGCCAUUGCUUCUUUAAUAUUGUCUCAGAGAAACUGCCAGCUGUCCUAGAGUCUAAUUUUCACCCCAGAUUUUAUUCCCAUGGGACCUCACCUACCAUUUUCCAAGAGUGUUGAAGUCUGCCUUUUUGAAGUCUGUCUUUAUUUUGCUACUCCUAGAAUUUUUGUUACUCCUAGUAUCAUGAAAUUUAUCAUGUCUGAUCACUUUUGCCCAUAUUGCUUUCCACCUUCUGUUUCCUAACUAAUUCCUUGUUAGUCAGAAUCAGGUGUUAAAUGGCCAUCCUCCACUUACUGCUUCCAUCUUCUGAAAGAAACAGUUGUCCUCAGUACAUUGCAAUAACUUAUUAGAUACUUUAUGUAUGGUUGAAUUAUUUUUCUAACACAUGCUUCCCUGGCCCCCCAUUACUAACUGUCUUUUGAAUUUUUCUGUUAUUUGCCUGGGUCUAGGACAUCAGUGUGCAGCGAAAGAGCUUGGGGGCAUUGUGAUGUGAAAUUAUUUCCUGUUCUGACAUGUCUUCUAUCACCCUUUUUCCCGUAAUAGGCUGCAGCGUAACAUUCAUGUUUUGCUCCAGAUCAUUCCAUCCUACCAGGGAAGGGAAAUGACUGCAGUGGAGCCAGUUGAGGGACCAGUGACCUUCGAGGAGGUGGCUGUGUAUUUCACCAAGGAAGAGUGGGCUCUGCUGGAUCCCGCUCAGAGAGCCCUCUACAGAGACGUUAUGCAGGAGAACUAUGAGAAUGUGACCUCGCUGGGGUUUCCAGUUUUCAAACCUGAUGUCAUCUCCCAACUGGAACGAGGGGAAGAGUCGUGGGCCUCAGAUCUCCAGGGCUCAGAGAAAAGAGAGAUCCUGAGAGGCAUCUGCACAGCAGGUGUUGGGAUGAUGAGUGAGACCACGAAGCAGACUCCUCAGCAGGAAGAGGGUGAGCAAGUGGAACCACCUGGGGCGUUAUGGCAAAGAUGCAAAGGGAGUGUGACCAGGGGUUGUGAGCAGGAAAAAGCCUGUGAGAGUCAGCACAUUCCAGAGAAAUGGCAGGGAAACCAGCCAAUGCAGAAAUCUGGUAAAUCUGUUAAUUAUCAGGGAACUCACAAAGGCCUCAAGGAAACCACAGACCAGCAGAGAAUCCCCGUGGGAGAGAGAAGUAACACGUGCGCUGAGUGUGGGGAAAAGUUCAGUAGGCACUCAUGCCUUAUUAGCCAUCGGAGAAUCCAUACUCGAGAGCAACCCUAUGAAUGCGGUGAGUGUGGGAAAACCUUCACGCGGAGCUCAAACCUCAUUGCGCAUCAGAGAAUCCACACGGGGGAGAAACCCUAUGAAUGCUGUGAAUGCGGGAAAACCUUCACUCUUAGCUCAACCCUCAUUGCACAUCAGAGAAUCCAUACAAGGGAGAAACCCUAUGAAUGCUGUGAGUGCGGAAAAACCUUCACUCAGCGCUCAAACCUUAUUACACAUAAGAGGAUCCACACAGGGGAGAAACCCUAUGAAUGUUGUGAAUGCAAGAAAACCUUCACUCAAAGGGCAUCUCUUAUUAGCCAUCAGAGAAUCCAUAGUGGGGAAAAACCCUAUGAAUGCUGGGAGUGUGGGAAAGCCUUCAUUGUGAUCUCAAAUCUUAUUAAACAUCAGAAAAACCACACAGGGGAGAAACCCUACAAAUGCUGGGAGUGCGGGAAAACCUUUGCUUGGAGCUCAAACCUUAGUUCGCAUCAGAGAAUCCAUACAGAAGAGAAACCGUAUAAAUGCAGUGAAUGCGGGAAAACCUUCACUCAGAUCUCCCACCUUAUUACACAUCAGAGGAUCCAUACAGGGGAGAAACCCUAUGAAUGCCGUGAGUGCGGGAAGACCUUCACUCGGAAUUCAAUCCUUAUUAUACACCACAGAAUCCAUACAGGAGAGAAACCCUACGAGUGCUGUGAGUGUGGGAAAACCUUCACGCAGAGCUCAACCCUUAUUACACAUCAGAGAAUCCACACAAGACAGAAACCCUAGGAAUGCUGUGAGUCGAGGAAAACUUUUGCUCAUGGCUCACACCUUAGUGGAUGUCAAAGGACCCACAAAAGAGAGAUCCUAUGAAUUCUCUGAGUGUGGGAAAUUUUGUCAGAGUUCAGCCCUUUUUUUAUUAUCAGAAAAGCUGUAAGGGAAAUAAAUACCAUAAACCUCAAUUAGGGCUGAAAAAAGAUUUUGUUUUUCUUUUGCUAAUUCCCACAUAAUGAACUUCAAGGCAGCAUUUAUGUCAUUGUGGUCUCUCAGCUCCCCCAGCUGAGUUGUUUGCUUUUCCCUUUUGCACUCACCCUUCCUUGGGGUGAAUCUCACAAUUUUUUCUUUUUCACCAACUCCUUUGUCCUAUGUCAUGGAAAUGUAUGUCCCUCCAACAGGAAUGUCCAUCAGCCCCAGGUGCGGGAACUGAGAGUCACUUCAACUAGGUACAUGGAAGUUAAAUCUACCUGGGCCUUGACUGCACUAGGAUAUUCCAUGGAGUGAGUUAGCUCGAAUUAGCUGUCCUGAUGAAAGAAUAGUUGUGUUUUUACAGUAAAGGAAAUAGCCCAUGUAUAGUGGCCAGGGAAAUUUAGCAAAUUUCCUCAAGACCUGACAUAACCUCCAUCACUUCUAGUCUAAACAAAUUUGGAGCAUCAUAUUCAUACUUUUCCUCCCACUGCAAAGUGAUUGUUAGUCGCCAGGUUCCCUCACUAGGGACAAAUUGUGUCAUUCCCAGUUGUUCUUACAAUGCACUGGGUUGUGCUGAAUCACUGUGUUUUGUAUCAUUUUUCUUAUUUUAAAUAUAACAAAGAGAAGGAGCAGGAUUAGGGAUAGGAAAAUAUGUUUUUUCAACUCCUAUGACACCUGAAGUGGUGAGUUGGAAGCAUUCCUGUGGUCAGAAUUAGCUCAGCAGUAUUUCCUUAUCUGAGUCAUAUAGAAUUUAUCUUCUACACAUUCUACAACUCUGCCUCUCAAUGUGUCAUAUGAUUCAGUGUUCUCAGUCCUCUGCUUUGGAAUCACACUUUGUUUUCUUUGAUCUUAAAACCUAGUAAUUUAUGGCCUGAGAUGAAAUUGGCAGAGACCUGGAAUGGGAAUUUUACUGGAUCUCAAACACAGUGCCCUCAUUUGGAGUUUAAAUCCCAGUUUCCAACUUUUAGCAAAGGAGAUGGGAUUGUUUGCAGAUGGGAAGGUUAGCAGGGUUUUUAUCUUGUUCUGUUUCCUUCUUUUUCAUUACAGUGCUUCUAGAUGUUUUGUAAAUAAUACAACUCAUCACUAAUGAGUGAAGCAGAUUUAAGUGGAUCAGAGGAGAAUUCACUGAGAGAAUCUCUUGUCUUGGUUCUGAGUCCACACAUUUAACCUGCUCUGGAAUUUCUAGUUUUAUAAAACUGGAUGUAUCUUAUAUCUUUCCGUGAUGUGAGGUUUUCCUCUUUCUUGAGGGCCAUUUGGUCACAAAACGGGAUAUUAGUUUGAUUUGUCAACCUGUCACUCUGAUUUAUUGGGGACUUUGAGAAAAUGACCAUUUUAGCAAGUAGUCAUUUCUUACUUUAUUUUUGUUUUUUCCUUGCCCCCCUCCAUGAUGACAUGGAGAAACUUCAAGUGCAGUUCAGUCAACAGAAGAGAAUACUCCGAGUUAUUGGACAUAUCACCAACUGGUUUUAAAUCUCCAGUCUGAAAUAGUGAGCAGCAGCAUGCCCCAAAUAAUGCAACUAACAGAAGUAACUGGAUACAGUCACAGUGCUGUUCAGUUCUUUAGAUCAAUAUUGUCUCAGAUGAUCUGGAAAGAGAAUUCCACAGUAAGUGAUUAGGAACUAGGCAAAAGGCUCGUAUAUGUGUUUCCCAAGGCAGUUGUGAUGCAGGGUCUUGUGACAGACUUGUUCACACCCUGAACACUAUUACAGUAAUUUUUGUAUAAGGCUUGUCUUGUCAGGUACCAUUUAAAAAUUCAUAAUUUGCUGAUCAAUAGUAUGGAAAAGUACACAUAGCAGCACUGUAUGUAAUGUAAUAAACACAAGCUGAAAUCAUGGCUAAACGUAUGUAUGGCAGAUAAAUCUGAGGAAUGGCCAAAAGCAAUUCCUCAGAGACCAAAUGCCACCUCAGCCAAGUGUAAACAAAACUGAUGGACCAUUCCCUGCUAAGUGGCAGGAAAGGGGGAAAGAGCAAAAAAAAUCUGCAUUUUAGGCCUUGUCCACACUAGAGUUUCUGUCAACAAAAUUGUGCCACUUUAAUUAAACUGCUGUUGUAUGUUCACACUAUACUUCUUGUGUUGGCAGAGCGCAUCCACACUAGCAGGUCUUGCACUGACACAGAAAGCAGUGCACUGUGCAACAGGACACAGGCUGCUUUGAGAAGGGCUUGCAAUGCCUUAUGGAGCAGGUACAGUGUCACAUGAUGCAGGUUUCUCAAUCCCAUUGUUCCAUGGGCAUCCUACUAGAUUGCCAGCUGUUUUUCAAUGGAAGUGUGGGGUGGGGCGGGGGGGAGUGUGUGACAGGGAGUGUGUGUGUGGGGGGGGGCAGAAACAAAGACAGUGUGUGUCUUGAGGGAGAGUGAGUAUGUCGGCAUUCUGGCUCUUUAAGUUCAGACAGUAGCCAGAAGCAACCAGUCCUGAGGUAGGCCGCCACACACACACUCACACACACGCGCUCGCUCUGCACAGCAGAGCAGUCCCACUCACAGCAGCAGCCUACCUGCCAUUGUGUUCCUAGUGCAGGGAGAGCAGGAGGAUUCCAUGUUAAUGAUUUGCUCUUUGCUGCCAGAAUGGAGCAGCAUGCUCAGCUGUCAGAACUUCCUAGAGCUUUGAAAGGGGAGGGGCACGUGCCUGAAGGGCAGCCAAAUUCAAAACAGUGAGCAGAGUGGUCACAGCAGGCAUUCUGGGAUACUGGGGGAUGCCAGUGAUGGCGACAUAAUGAAUUGCAGCAUCUAUACUGAUGCUUCGUCACUUUAACUUUGCAGAAAAAAGCUCUGUCUCUCUCAUCUAAGUGGUUUUGUUUUGUCGGCAAAAGUAACAUUGCAGCGUGUGCACCUCCACUGUUUUGUCAGCAGGAGAGGGCUGGGCAGCACAGGAUAUACAUUUCUGGGGGAAAUUGGAAUGGGCAUGUGUUGGGGUUAUGCCCUGAAGUAUAACCAAGGUUGAGUGUAACACAAGUGUGGCUGGCAGGCUGCAGUUACACACAGACACUCAGGGUGUGUCUUGCACACUCGAAAAUAUCCCAACAGUAACCACACUUUCACCCUCUGUACGUGGGCCAUUCUACACCCCAGGGGAGUGCCCUGUAGCUCCAUAUUCAUCAUUUGUCUAUAACUGUGAUAUUGCAUAUAAAGCAGGCCAUGUUAGGUAUCGUAGGAAAGGUUAUGAUCUGCUGAACCCCCCUGUUCCAUUUAAAGAUAUCAUUAAUGCAUAUAAUGUUAUGAGAAUUGUGCUGUAUGAUUGUCACUAAAAUAUACUGUGUGUUUGGGAAGCGCCUAGAUACUAGCUCCCGAAAAGACAGUAACCAGGGAGCUAACCAGUGCCUGGGCGGGUGUCAAACCACCAUCAUCCAGCAAGGGAGCUACAGUGCAAUGACUCACAUGCACAAGGCCACACCAACGGAAUUACUCAGUCUUGCCUGGUGAGUCAACAGUGCCCACCAGACAUGCCUGGACUCAUGUCCAAGCACGUGGGCCUAAGGGUAUAAAACAGAACACAGUGGUACAUGCUUGGCCUUUCUCCUGGCCCCACCUAUGCUGCAAGCAACAAGGAUGCUUAGAAGACUGAAGACUCCAAAAGAGGAGACUGGCCCAGGCUUCAAGGGUGAAAUCUGUGUACUAUGAACUGCAAUAUGCAGUGGGGUGAGAAAAACUGCUUAAUGUAGAUGUUGCCCAGGCUAAUAGGGUUGAGAGUUUAGAAUGAGUGCUGCUUUUCUUUUCUUUUGGUAACCACUCAGACUUUUUGCCUAUUACUUAUAAUCACUUAAAAUCUCUCUUUUGUAGUCAAUAAACUUGUUUAACUGUUUAGCUUUA